Molecule: messenger RNA, 6158 nt
Organism: Lytechinus pictus (painted urchin)
Lineage: Eukaryota; Metazoa; Echinodermata; Echinoidea; Temnopleuroida; Toxopneustidae
Product: UDP-glucose 6-dehydrogenase-like
Exons: 11
Coding region: 263-1693 (476 amino acids)
Biological process (GO): glycosaminoglycan biosynthetic process
Cellular component (GO): nucleus
Molecular function (GO): UDP-glucose 6-dehydrogenase activity; NAD binding
Source: RefSeq, a predicted model, not a curated record
GCCCUUUUACUAUAAAAGUUUUAGGGGAGUGGCCGUCGCCCACGACCCGCGCGCCGAUAUAUACCAUCAACGCCGCAUCUUAACCUCAUAUUCACAAACUACCGACGUACCGCACCGUGGUACCGUGCCUAUCGAUCACUUGGUCUACUUAAUUCUGCCUGGGAAAUAUCUGAUCAUAGAUAUCAACAUAUUCUUUCUGACUUGUACGCCUGAAUAGAUGGUAAAUACCCCAACUUUGCAUAGAUAAAGAGAGUAAACCACUAUGGUAAUCAAGAAGAUAUGUUGUUUGGGGGCAGGGUACGUCGGAGGUCCCACUUGCUCCGUAAUUGCACUCAAAUGUCCUGAGGUCACAGUCACUGUCGUUGACCUGAGUCAAGCUCGGGUAGAUGCAUGGAAUUCCUCAGACUUCAAGCUGCCUAUCUACGAGCCUAGUUUGGAAAAGGUUGUAAGAGAAUGCAGGGGAAAAAAUCUUUUCUUCUCAACGAACAUCGAUACUGCAAUCCAAGAGGCUGAUCUAAUAUUCAUUUCUGUCAACACUCCUACAAAGACAUUUGGAUUAGGGAAGGGUAGAGCAGCAGAUCUGAAGUAUAUUGAGGCAGCAGCACGUCGUAUAGCUGAAGUUGCUACCUCUAAUAAGAUAGUGGUUGAAAAGAGCACUGUCCCUGUCAAAGCUGCUCAAAGUAUUCAAAGAAUACUCAUGGCAAAUACCAAACCAGGCUGCAGAUUCGAGGUCCUUUCAAAUCCAGAGUUCCUUGCUGAAGGUUCUGCAAUUAAGGAUUUGUUGCAACCAGACCGCGUCCUUAUUGGAGGAGAUACAUCUCGCAGUGGACUCAAAGCCAUAGAUGAACUAGCAUCAAUCUAUGAACAUUGGGUAUCAAAGGAUCGAAUCAUUAAAACAAACACAUGGUCUUCAGAACUCUCAAAAUUGGCUGCCAAUGCAUUCCUAGCUCAAAGGAUUUCAAGUAUCAACUCAAUAAGUGCAGUCUGUGAAGCAACGGGGGCUGAUGUCAGUGAGGUUGCACACGCCAUUGGUAUGGACUCUAGGUUAGGACCAAAGUUUCUACAAGCAAGUUUAGGUUUUGGAGGCAGCUGCUUCCAAAAGGAUGUAUUAAAUCUUGUUUAUCUCUGUGAAGCCUGUAAUCUACCUGAAGUAGCACUGUACUGGCAACAGGUUAUUGAUAUGAAUGAUUUCCAAAGGAGACGUUUCGCCAAUAAGAUCAUCGCUUGUCUGUUCAAUACUGUGACAGACAAAAAGAUUGCUAUCCUAGGGUUUGCCUUCAAGAAAGAUACAGGAGAUACAAGAGAGUCUUCCAGCAUUUACCUCAGUAAAUUCCUGAUGGAUGAGGGUGCCAAACUCAGUAUAUACGACCCCCAGGUUGAGCAUGCUCAGAUCAUGUGUGAACUGACCAAUCCUUGUAUAUCUGCAGAUCCUGAAAGAGUUGAAAAGCUUGUCACCAUCUGUUCUGACCCCUAUGAAGCUGUGAAGGGAGCCCAUGCAUUAGUUAUUUGCACAGAAUGGGAUGAAUUCAAGGAUUAUGACUACAUACGUAUCUACAAUGACAUGCUCAAGCCAGCCUUUGCCUUUGAUGGCCGACGCAUCCUUGACACUGACCGCCUUGAGAAUCUUGGUUUCCAUGUUGAGGUCAUAGGUCGUAAGAGCUGGAAGAAUGGUAUUCUACCUGUCACCCCUUAGAUGAGGUUGGUAUUCCUUUCUCUAUCUCUGUGAAUAUGCAAAGAUACUUUGUAUUUCUUAUCAACAAUCAGAUGCCAAAUAGCACAAACUCAUUACAAUUUUAAUAUCCACUUCAUUUCUAUGGAGUACAAUUUUUAUCAUCAUUGGUUGAUUAAGAUGCAGAAUUGUUAUAUUGCAAAAUUAUUUUUAGCUGAGUGUGUAUUUUUGUAUUAGUGUACAAUGCAAUACAACUCCAUUUUAUAGUGGUUUCCACAUUUAUAUAUUCUUGUGCUAGUACUGUACAAAGCAAAGGCACCAAUAUGGCUGAUAGUGUGUAGAAUGCAGACUUGGUUUAAGAACAUAUUAUACUCUGAGGGAAGUUUGUAUCUAGGGUUUGAUGGUACGAUAUAUUCAUAAUUUUCUCAUACAUUUAUAUUUUACUUUUUAGAGGGGGUGGAAAUAGUGAUGAAUUCAAUUUUUUUUGUAAUGAUUUGAAUUGAAGUAAUGUAUGUAUUGCUGCUGAGGCAACAAGACAUUGUAUAAAAAAAUUCAAAUAAAAGAAAAAAAGCCUGCGGUUCCCAUAACACUAUCAAAUGGGAUAGUUUUCCGUUGACAUAUUGUAUUGGCUUCUUUUUUUUUUAAUAGUUGGCUGAGAUUUGAACAGACAGAAUAUACUAGUAGAUUAUCUUGUCUUUAAAUGAAAAGGUAUCUUCCACAAAAUAUACAAGGUCUUGUUUUCCCAGCUCAAUGAUACAGUAUGAUAUGCUAUAAGUGUGCUUUCUGUUAGUUUUUUUAAUGUAGAUGUUUCCUCUUUAGAAAAUCAAUGCAAAAACCAAAUAAAACAUUGUGUAUUUGUAUUUCAUGUGCCUUUAUUGUAAUUAAAUUAUGUUAAAAUUGAAUUAUGUAAUAUAUGAAAGAUAAAGAAUUACAUGUGAGAAGAGAAUACUUUAUAUUUAUGUAUAGUAUCAAUUUGAUUAAGAAUGAGAUGCUACAAUAUCAAUGUAUGUUUCCCAGACAAUGACGAGAGAGAGUAAUAUUUUUAUAUUAGCUUUUCUACUUUUUACCUUGCACAUGUACAUAUUUGAAAAGGGCUUUGCAAUCCAGACCCAUAACACAAAACUUCAUCAUUGAUCUAACAAUUGAUUUUAACUGUAGAUUGCUCUUACUCCAUACAGUCUAGAAUAACACUUUCUGUGAUCAGUAGCUAUCGUAACUAGGUCCUCUUCAUAUUUGCCACCUUGACAUAUGACAUACAUGCCCUGACGUACAUGUAGUAACAGGUACAUUUCCAGAUUGUAUUGAAUUGUUAUUGAAAGUUGAUUGUGUAUUAUUUAUGAAUCACUGCUGAGUAAUUUUAAAAGUACACGUAUAUUGUUGAUAUUCUUUUUUUCUGAAUGCAAAACAGGACUCGGACAGAAAUUUCGAAGAAAAGAGAGGUGUUUUUUUAGUAGCACUGUGUGGAUUUACCGUUCAAUGUAAUCAUUCCACAUGAUUUUCCACAUUGAUUUAGGAUGACAAAAUAAAUUUGGGACCAAAUGCUGCAUUUUCUUUCUUGAAAUGCUUAGACAACCAGGUUAAGAUCCCAUGUACAUUCACAUGAGGAUUUUAUAUUGAUUCCAAACGUUAAUAUAUCUGAAUCAUUUUAUUAGGCCUUUAGAAUGGAUAUGCAUCACCUUGAAACUCUCUCUCGUUUUCUUUUCUUGUUUCUUGAUAUUGUUACUGCUCCAAUGCAACUCGUUGCCUUUAGUACCACUUUUCUGAUUAUAUCAACCUCCUGCUUUUAUGACACGAUAUACAUACCUAAUUUAUUCUACAUGUACACCUUUUUUCUUGGCUCCUGAAAUCAAAGCUUAUAUUGCGCAGUUUGCUGAGUGCCUGCUGCACGAUUGGGAGGUCAAGGGUUCAGUCGCUGGCCGAGUAAUACCAAAUUAUUUUACUUAAAAUAGGACCUUAUUAAUUAUUUUUAGGCACUUUGAGAAUGGAGAGGGGUAAUAACAUUAUGUCAUGCCUGGCCUGCUGGCUGGGAGAACAGUUCAUAUGAGCUGAAGUUGUUGCCCUGAGUUUUUAAUAUUUGGUUAAUUGCAUUGACUAAUACUGUAUGUGUUAGUCAAUCCUUUCUAGCUAUCCUAGGUACUGUUAAUAAUUGUUCCUGUUUAACAGAGUACUUUUCAAACUCUUUGUACUAUAUGCAUUUCAUGUUAAUGUAUCCCUGCUGAAAUGGAAUAAAAUGAAGGUGAAUUUUGUUUGUAAAUCCAUGAGUUUCAUUUUCAUCACAUGCAAAGCCAGAAAUUUAAUACUAUCCUUCAUGUUUAUUACAAUAAUAAAAAUUAAUGAUGAUGAAAAUAUUGGAUUGAAAAUUAAAUUUCCAGGGUCUGCUCAGCAUUAUUAUGUAAUAACUUUAAUUUGCUAUGUGUAACACAUAUGAGAUCUCUGAAAUUACAUAACAUUACAUGCAACAUCCUAAGCACAGUUUUACUUUGAACAGUAUUUUUGUAUCUGUCUUUCAUUACUUCCUAUUCAGUUUUAUACUUCCAAUUGGCUAUGUUUAACAGGCUAUGUGCAGGUGUAUUUACUCAGAUAUCUUUGCUGAUAUGUAUACAUGUAAUUUCAAAUGGUACACAAAUAAUUGGGGGAUAAAUAGAAAUCAUGUUUAAACAAUUUAAAAGAUUUGAAUAGAACAUCACAUGAUCUAGCUCAAGCCGAUGUGUGUUUAAGAGAUAUUUUCAUUAUUCAUGGUAUUUUUAUUCAUAGCAUGAGAAACAGCAUAAUAACUAUUUAUACACUGUACCUGUAAGAUGCUUGAAUAUUGCUUUUAACGGCUGAAUCUACAAAAUAUAAAGUAGACUCAUUUAUUUAUAUAUUAUUAUUUAUUAAUCAUAUAAAGUAGUACUUCUUUUGACACAAAAUGUGAAUGCAUAGUGUACAUAUUGUAUUGCAAUUCACAAGUACAUUCAGAUGCAAAAUAUAUGGGUCCCCUCUCAAAUUAUUUUGAUGACUUCAGAAUUAUUUUUGAUAAAAAUGAGUUACAUUGUUUGCAUUUUUAUUUUUUUUUAAGAAAUGCUUUGUUGUACAUUAUGCAAUUUUUACUACCGACUGAUUAUUCUCUCAUCAAAUCUGAUUUCUGCUGACUUGUAUAGUAAUACUCAAUGUUAUAAUAAUGAAGAUUUAUAUAAAGUCAUAUUUGUACAAAUAUGAUAAAUUUCUUUGGUAUAAAAAAGAAAUUUUAAAGUGUAACAUAUCCUGCUGAAACAUGUGCAUGUUUUGAAAACAUCAUUCAUUGAAAUUUCAUUAGUCUGAGAGGCCAAUUAUGUCCUAAAUUGAAUUUGUUGGGGAAAUCAUUUUCAAUUGAAUUACAUGCACUCUGGGUAGUAUUGAUAAGAGUAAAAUAUAAAAAAUGAAUUUAUUAAUGAAAAGUUGGCAAGGUUCAUCUCACUGCUUUUUCCUGUUGAAAAAGGUGAUAUUUUCAUAUUGAGCGCAACUCGUAGAUUUUACAUGUUUAGACUCUGUGUUGUGGUUAAUUAUGUAUUUCAGUGACUAAUUUUAAGAAAGAUUAUUACAUGUCUGGAUUAAAUUUGUAGUUCUGUGAUGCUAGGAAGGAAUAGAUUGUCAGCGAUCCCCCCCCCCCCCCUCCGUUAAAAAAGGGAGAGGGGAACCAAAAGUGAUGCAACAUGUUUACUCUCUAAUGCAGUUUUCAUGGCAGCAAUUGUACAAGUAUCACUGACCCUACAAUGGCAAAUGGAGGCAACAUGUUUUUCCUGUAAAGACAAGUGUAGCAUGUAUCUUUACCAUUCUCCACCACAAUGUUGAACGAGAGUGGAGAUCGUGCACUUUAUGUGGAACUGAGAUUGAAUUCCAAUGACUUGGAGCUUCAUAAAGCUGUUCAUAAGUUAAGAGUGACUUUAAGUACGACUGGCGAUCCUUUCUUUUGGUAAAUGAUAUUCACCAUUAAAAUGUUCAUUGGUGAUUUAGCGCGUAAAAAAGGUUCACCCGUCGUUCUUAAAGACUGCUCUUAACUCACAAACAGCUUAAUAAUUGUUACAAAUGCUUAAAAAUAAAGUGAAUGUAUGAAAUGGACAGCAAUGCAAUUGAUGUCUUGUGUAAUAGGCAUGUACCUCUUAAAAGAAUGAGAACACACUACAAAUGAAUAUUUACCAAGACUCAGAAUUGGUUGAUAUUAUGUAGGUUACUUUUUUCCCUGUUGUCAUGUCACAACAAAAUUCUUGGCCAGUAAAAACCAAUUGCUUUCAGUAUUCAGGGUUGUUUUCAUUAAUUUCAGUAUUAUACUCCGGCUUUAUUUCAUACAUUCAGACUGUACUGGGAUGAAAUGAAGAGGAAGAAACUAUGGCAGCAUGUCCUUUGCAUUGAUCCCACUUUAGAUGAUAUGUAUUUGCUGAAACAGUUUUUAUGAAUCAUCUUUUAAAUCAGAUUUCAUGAAUCAUGUGCCUUGGUAAAUGAAUUGUAAAUUAAUAAAUAUGAAUUCAAUCAA